AUGGUUCUUAAUUUGUUGAGCAAGGAUAUUAUGGUUGUGCUCAGAAAAUUUAAAUUUUUUGGGAAAGAAGAUACGCAUGUGAAGUCCCAAAUUAAGGAUUUCCCUAAAGACCAAGGCACGGAAGUUAAACCAUCUGGUCUUAAGCCAUCAUCUAACGAUAAAUUUGUAGGCUCCAGGAUGUUUGGUAUUCGGGCCCUGAGGGAUUUAAUCAAAGAUAUCAGAGGAGAUACAUCAGGCAAUUAUCGAAAGUUAUUAGUAGCCUUACUGACUCCAAGUGCCCAAUAUAAUGCGAAAUUAAAAUUUAAAGUUACAGGAAAUCCAGCGACCUAUUUUGCUGAAAGAUUGCGUAAAGCUAUGAAGAGAUUAGGGACAAAAGAUAAUGUUUUAAUCAAAAUUAUAACGUCUCGGUCAGAGAUAGAUUUGGAAGACAUUAAAAGCGAAUAUAAUAGGUUAUAUAAAAAGAGUUUAGAGAAAGCUGUCAGGUUUAUUCAUAUUAAUUUUUUCAACGAUAACAGUGGUGAGAUGACUAUUAACAGGUCAAAUUUAAUUCUCCUGUUUUUUGUUUGCAUUCAAAGCCUUAUUCUGUUAAAUGGACAAGAGGCAACAAGAUCUAGGUUCGCCGGAGGUACAAUCGAGCCCGCCCCUAAUUUUAACCCGGAAACCGAUGCUAGAGCCUUAAGGAGCUCCAUAAAAGGAAUCGGCACAAAUGAUAAAAAGUUGAUACGUAUCGUAGCUGGGAGGAACAAUGUUCAAAGACAGCAAAUUAGGCAAGCUUAUAGACAGAUAUAUAAAAGAGAUUUAAUCAAAGAUAUUAAAGGUGACACAACUGGGAAUUAUCAAAAUUUAUUGGUGGCUUUAAUGACCCCACCUAACGACUACGAUGCCCAAUUAAUCAGAAAAUCUAUUAAAGGGCUAGGUACAGAUUUUGAUUUAUUACUGGAAAUCAUGCUAACUCGUUCACCAGAACAAAUAAAUGCCCUACGCGAAGCUUAUAAGCGAUUGUACAAAAAGGAUCUAGCAAAGUCUAUUAAAGGAGAUACACAUGGGAAAGUGGAAGAUUUACUUGUCUUAUUAAGCCAAGGUAAUAGAGAUCAAUCACGGCAAACUGAUCCCGCGGCAGCACUGAGAGAUGCCCAGAGGUUGUACCAAGGAUCCGGGUCUAAGUUAUUAGGGGGAAAUAAUGCUAAAAUAUUUUCGGAUAUAUUAGCCACGAGAAAUUUAGAUCAGCUAAAUUUGAUAUUCGAUCAAUAUAGUCGAUUGACCAAAAUGCCGAUCGAAGAAACCAUUAAAAAAGGAGCAGUUGGGAAAUAUCGCCAAAGCCUGCUUCAAUUAGUGGAAAUUAUUAGAAACCCGCCGACAUAUUUUGCCAAAAGAUUGAAUAGAGCUAUGAAAGGCCUAGGGACAAAAGAUAAAGUUUUAACUAGAAUUAUGGCUUCUCGCUCUGAGAUUGAUUUAGAAGACAUUAAAAACGAAUAUUACAAGUUAUAUAAAAAAACUUUGGAAAAAGCUGUUAGGUUUGCUGGUGGUACGAUUGAGCCUGCUCCAAAUUUUAACCCACAAGCCGACGCUAUUGCACUGAGGAGAGCAAUAAGAGGAAUCGGUACAAAUGACAAAAAGUUAAUAAGUAUCGUAGCUGGCAGAAGCAAUGAUCAAAGACAGCAAAUUAGGCAAGCUUAUAGAGAAAAAUAUAAAAGGCGUGAUUUAAUGAAAGAUAUUAAAGGGGACACGUCAGGUAAUUAUCGUAAAUUAUUGUUAGCCUUAAUGACCCCACUCGCCGAAUACGAUGCGCAAUUAGUCAGACGAUCUAUCAAAGGUUUAGGAACUGAUUUUGAUUUAUUAUUGGAAAUCAUGUUAACGCGCUCACCAGACCAAAUGAAUGCCCUACGUGAGGCGUAUAGACGAUUAUAUAAAAAAGACAUAGCCAAGUCUAUUAAAGGUGAUACUCAUGGAAAAGUGGAAGAUUUAUUAGUCAAAUUAAGCCAAGGUAACAGAGACCAAUCUCGACAAACCGACCCUGCAGCGGCACUUAGAGACGCUGAGCGUUUGUACAAAGAGUCGGGGUCAAAGUUUCUCGGUGGAAAUAAUGCUAAAACAUUUACUGAUAUAUUAGCCACCAGAAAUUUUGCUCAACUUAAUUUGAUAUUCGAUCAAUAUAGCCGACUAACUAAAAAACCAAUCGAAGAGACUAUCAAAAAAGGAACCGUUGGAAAAUAUCGUAAAAGUCUCCUUAGAUUAGUGCGAAUUAUAAGAAACCCACCUACAUAUUUUGCUAAAAGGAUGCAUAGAGCUAUGAAGGGAUUAGGAACCAACAAUAAGGUUUUAACCAGAAUUGUAACAUCUCGUUCUGAGGUAGAUUUGGAAGACAUAAAGAACGAAUAUUACAAGUUGUAUAAAAAGACUUUAGUAAAAGCUGUUAGGGGCGAUGUAAGUGGAAAUUAUAAAAAGCUUUUGGUGGCCGUUAUCAAAGGAAAUCGAAAACCAAUUUUAAAUGGUCGUAAAAUUAUCAUGAACACUUCUGGGUUAUUGAUGCUUGCUAUAUUAUUAUUACAGUUGAAAUCAUAUUUGGUCAAAGCUGGUGGAACUAUCGAGCCCAUACCAAAUUUUAACGCUGAAGCUGAUGCAAAGGCAUUACGAACUGCACUUAAAGGAGCAGGUACCGAUGACAAAAAAUUGAUAAAUAUAAUUCCUAGUCGAACAAAUUUUGAAAGGCAACAGAUAACAAGGGCUUACAAGAGUUUAUUCAAACGAGAUUUGAUCAAUGAUAUUAAAGGUGAUACCAGCGGUGAUUUUGAAAAUAUUUUGGUUGCACUGAUGAUGCCCGCGGCAGAAUACGAUGCUCAACAAAUACGGAAGUCAAUCAAGGGAUUUGGCACGAAUUUUGAUCUGCUGAUCGAAAUUCUCCUAACAAGAUCGCCCAAUCAACUUAAAGCUAUAACUGAAGCAUAUAAGAAAUUGUUUAAAAAGGACAUAGUUAGUGAUAUCAAAGGCGAUACAAAUAGGAAAGUGCAAGAUUUUUUGGUGAAAAUUGCCCAGGCACAGCGGGACUCUUCCAGGCAAACUGAUCCAGCAGCGGCUUUGAGGGAUGCAGAGAAAUUAUUAAAGGGUGGUAUACAACAAUUAUUUGGAACUAAUGAAAAGGCUUUUACUGAUAUAUUGGCCACUAGAAACAUAAAUCAAUUGAAGCUUAUUUUUGAUCAAUAUGAGAGAAUAUCGAAACAAUCAAUCGAGGACGCCAUCAAGAAAGAAACAUCAGGAAAAUAUCAAAAAACCUUAUUGACAUUUGUUGAUAUUAUCAAAAAUCCUGGAAACUAUUUCGCAACAAGAUUACACAGCGCUCUAACAGGAGUUGGAACGAAAGAAUCUGAUUUGACUCGGAUCAUGGUAACUAGAUCAGAAGUUGAUAUGGAAGAAAUUAAAAAUGAAUAUCGUAAAAAGUAUAAAAAAUCAUUGGAGAACGCCAUCAAAGGGGACGUGACAGGUACUUACCAGGAGGUACUAGUUAAAUUAGUUCAGGGUAAUCAAAAGCCAAUCCAAAAAUGACAAACUAUAACUUAAUAAAAUUAUAUGCACUAACUUUAUAAUGAUACAUUUUGUUGAUCACACGUUU
This is a messenger RNA of Gordionus sp. m RMFG-2023, 3607 nucleotides long. Its product is annotated as annexin A6-like. Gene Ontology annotation, cellular component: cytoplasm. Gene Ontology annotation, molecular function: calcium ion binding; calcium-dependent phospholipid binding. The coding region runs from base 1 to 3540 and encodes 1179 amino acids. The transcript is spliced from 36 exons. NCBI's taxonomy places the organism in Eukaryota, Metazoa, Nematomorpha, Gordioida, Chordodea, Parachordodidae. The record is from RefSeq and is a predicted model, not a curated record.